Messenger RNA from Ixodes scapularis (black-legged tick), 1104 nucleotides. Its product is annotated as zinc finger MYM-type protein 1-like. The transcript is spliced from 4 exons. NCBI's taxonomy places the organism in Eukaryota, Metazoa, Arthropoda, Arachnida, Ixodida, Ixodidae. The record is from RefSeq and is a predicted model, not a curated record. The coding region runs from base 1 to 1104 and encodes 367 amino acids.
AUGACGCUAUCCUACCUGCUAGGAACCGAGCAGAUGUCUGUCUGCGUGCGGUACCUGCUGGACGACAAGCUACAUGAAGACUUUUUGGCAUUCGUGGAGGUGACAAACCUGUCUGGACAAGGACUCGCUUCGACCCUUAUGAGGCUUCUUAGGGACAAAGGUGUCGACGCCACCUAUUUGUGCGGCCAAGGAUACGAUGGUGCGGCCAACAUGUCCGGCCGCCUGAACGGGGUCCAAGCUGUGAUCCAACGAGAACACCCCGCAGCCCUCUAUAUGCAUUGCGCAAGUCACUCGCUCAACUUGGCGCUUUGCUGUUCGUGUAGUGUCCCCGAGGUGCGUAACGCGUUGAGUGUGGUGCAGGAAGUCUGCGUGUUUUUUAGAAGGUCUGCACGUAGAUCAGCCAUUCUCAAGGAAAAGAUCAGGGAGCUGCACCCUCAAACGACGAAGCGGCGGCUUUUAGCGCUGUGUGAAACUCGUUGGGUUGAACGCCACGAGGCCGUUCAAACCUUUGUGGAGCUCUACGAAGCUGUUGUGUUGUCACUUGAGAUUCUGCAGGAUGAGGCUGGUGGUGGCGAGGUGUCUGCGAAGGCCCACCAAUUACUGGCAUGUAUCGUGACGCCAACGUUCAUAGUCAGCAUUAACAUCGCCGCAAAGGUGCUUUCGUUGACGUUGCCGCUCUCCAGGCAGCUCCAAACAACCUCGCUCGACGUAAUCGGCGCCCUCAGUCAUGUCGAUGACGUCGAGGCCGCUGUGCAAGCGCUGCGUCAAUCCGGGUUUUCCACGGUAUUCCAAGCCGCCGGUAAUGCCGACGAUGCAUUCCAGUUGAUUGUAUUUAAAGAUUGUGCCACAGUGGAUGCUGUUAUACAAGAGUGCAGGCGCUUUGAAGAGGCUAAAAAACGCCGGAUCACAGCCAACUUCACACGCCUGCCCAACACGACACCAACGUCCACCUGUGAGGAUCCGCCUGUAGUGCAGCAGUUCCAGUAUCUGCUGUUCAAGCGCUGGUUCAACGAGAAAUCCACCGGCUCGUCCCUCCGGAACAACCAGACAGCCGACGUCUGCCUCAUCGUCCUCUCAACCACUUGCCAUCCGCCAAUUCUAUGA